AUGGUCCACCUUUCUCCACCCAACCCGGAGUGGCCAGCGUGCACCCUUUCCUACCGUCAUUUCCAUCUACUCUGGACCCUCCCUCUCUGCUUAGUCCUCUACCUCAUCGCUCGACCCUUCCUCACCAAGCUCGACCGCGCCAAACUCAUCCUCCUUCCCAUCAUCGCCUUUGUCUGGACCACACCAUGGGACAACCUCAUCGUUUACAACCGUGCUUGGUACUACCAUCGCCAUUGCAUCUGGUUCACCAUCGGCUACGUUCCGAUUGAAGAGUACUUCUUCUUCAUCAUUCAGAGUCUUAUCUCCACCCUUUGGUGUACGCUUUUGACUCGGUGGGAUUUGCCCAACAUCUACCUUGUUCCAACAACGACGCAAGGCAAGCAAAGGAGAUGGGCCACGCCGACAUUGGUGGUUUUUGCGGCUUGCUUUGUGGUCGGAACCAAGAUGGCGAAACCCGACACGCAUGGCUACUACUUUGGCAUGAUCUCAUGGUGGGCAUCCCUGCCAUUGGCCUUGCUGCUGUGGGGCUCGAUCGACUUCAUCCGCAACAUGGGUCUUCGCACCGGGCUAGUGCCGUUUGCGCUCUCAGUGAUGGCUCCCACAGUGUACCUCUGGUGUUCCGACGUCUACGCACUGCGCAGGGGGACAUGGCACAUCAAUGAAACGACCUCGCUCAACAUCUUGCCCAUCCCAGACUUGCCAGUGGAGGAAAUGCUUUUCUUCUUCGUCACCAACCUCAUCCUCGUCAGCGCCUGUUUCACGUUCGAUCGCUGCGUUGCCAUCUGUCGACAGACCGGAUCUGCCGACCUCCCACCUCUUUCGCCCAGCUACCUCCCUCUCAACUCCCUCAGCACCUACAUCAAGCUCUGGUCCGCGUUCCUUCGAUCGGAUCGAGAACCUUUUCUCGCAAGUGCGGCGUCAGCAAGCGUCGAGCCAAGCGAUCUCGUAGCCUCAUUGAACGUGCUACGAGCUGCAUCAAAGUCUUUCAACGCUGCGAGCUUGUUGUUGCCCUGGGAUCUGCGGACGGAUUUGGGCUGUCUGUACGCCUUUUGCCGCGUCGCGGAUGACUUGGUCGAUGACGAGGCCGAGAGCGUCGAAGCCAGGACAGCCCACUUGGAGGUGAUCCGAAGUAUUGUCGAUGCGAUCUAUACCAGCAUCGCUGAAGUUGAUAAGGUGCCGUCAGAGGCAACGCCUACCAGCAGCCGGAUCAGAGACCUUCUCUCACCGAUCAAGCUUGCAGAAACAACAAAAGAGGAUAUCCGCACAGCAGCAGCAUCAAUAGCACCCCUUUCGCGGUACAUCCCGAAAAGGCUCUGGUUUGAGAUGUUGGAGGGCUACAGCACCGAUUUGCGGUUUGAACAUCCAGAAGAGGCCCAAAGGACAAGGCUGAGGACGAUGGAGGAUCUGGUCGAGUACUCGCAGUGCGUUGCUGGUGUGGUGGGCGAGAUGUGCACAAGAGUCAUAUUGGGUAGGUGUGGUUUGACAGUGCCGCUUGACUUGCAAGUCGAUAGGAGUAUCAAGAUGCAAUCCACACCAGCGACCGCGGACAAGUCAGCAGCAGAGAGAAAGCUAGACCUCACCCGAACAGCAGACUUAGACAUAUUGUUGUAUGAAGCAAGACGAAUGGGUGUUAGCUUACAACUGGUCAACAUUGCACGUGAUAUCGUACCUGACGCUGUCGACCUGCGACGCUGCUAUUUACCAGCUGACCUGUUUGCCAAGGUUGAUGCAGGCAUGCAAGAUGCGUUGCUACAAGGCCGACUCGAUGUACCUGCCGAACCCUCUGCGAAGCGCUCAGCAGUAGCAGCAGCAACGACAGCCUCUGCGGCAGGAGGCAAACUGAUCAAACCCAAAGAAGUACGCAAAUACGCUUUGCGACUGCUCACCAUCUCGAAAGGGCUGUACGAUCAAUCCUACCCAGCAUUAGGGCAGAUUCCCAACAAACCGGCAAGAGCAGGACUGAAAGCAGCUUGCUCGGUAUACGCUGCUAUUGGGACACGAAUCGAAGCACAGACAGAGAAGGAGAUCGCUACCGGUAGAAGGGCGAGGAUGUCUAACUUUGAUCGGAUCAUGAAGGCUAUCUCGGCUGUCUACUUUGGUGUUUGA
Molecule: messenger RNA, 2106 nt
Organism: Ustilago hordei
Lineage: Eukaryota; Fungi; Basidiomycota; Ustilaginomycetes; Ustilaginales; Ustilaginaceae
Exons: 1
Coding region: 1-2106 (701 amino acids)
Biological process (GO): biosynthetic process
Molecular function (GO): intramolecular lyase activity
Source: RefSeq, a predicted model, not a curated record